GAGAGAGAGAGAGAAUGGCAAAGACAGCUAGCUAGCCAAGAAGCAGGAGAGGGGAGGGGGAAGCGACUGAACUGGCAGAAGAGGGAACAGGAUGGCACUAUCCAGCUACCACCCACAUAGCCCCAGGCCAAGGAGAGGCUCAGGUAGGAAGAGGUUAAGAAACCCUGAGCUCCGGAGACGGAAGCCAUCCGUGUGCUGGUAAUGGCUCAGAUUGAAGAGUCCCAGAGGGAAUCCUUGACUGUGCUCGACUGUGCUUCCUGCGCUGGUUCGACCAGUUACCCCCAAAGUUGCUGUCAGCUGGACACCGGCAGCACCCUUAUCGGCAAAUGCUCCCCUUGGCCCCAGAAGAUUUCUGCUGUGCCUGGCAUGAACUCUGGUCUGGGGAUUCUUACAUCUGCUUCAGUCUUUAUGUGAUGAAGCACCCAGCUCAAGGCCCAAUGAAUAUAACAGGCACUUCAUAAGUUCUUGUUGGAUUGGAUUGGACAAACCACUUGAUCUCUCCAGGCCUCAAAAUCCUCAUUUAGGAAGUGAGGCUAAUAAUGUUGCUGGUGAGAACUCCGUGAAACAAUUCAGCAAAGCUAUGGCUGGAGAUUCUAGGAAUUCCAUGAACCAAGACAUGGAGAUUGGAACCACCCCCAGAGACCCCAGGAAGAUUCCCAAACAGGCCCGUGAUUAUAUCCCCAUCGCUACUGAUCGGACUCGUCUUCUGACAGAAGCCAAGAAGCCCCGUCAGCGAUACAUGGAGAAGAGUGGCAAGUGUAACGUGCAUCAUGGUAAUGUCCAGGAAACCUAUCGUUACCUGAGUGACCUCUUCACAACACUGGUGGAUUUGAAGUGGCGCUUCAAUCUCCUUGUCUUCACCAUGGUCUACACCAUUACUUGGUUGUUCUUUGGCUUUAUUUGGUGGCUCAUUGCAUACAUUCGGGGAGACCUGGACCAUGUUGGGGACAAAAACUGGGUUCCUUGUGUUGAGAAUCUCAGUGGCUUUGUCUCUGCCUUCCUGUUCUCCAUUGAAACAGAAACCACCAUUGGGUAUGGCUUCCGGGUCAUCACAGAGAAGUGUCCAGAGGGGAUCAUCCUCCUAUUGGUCCAAGCCAUCUUAGGUUCCAUAGUCAAUGCCUUCAUGGUGGGCUGCAUGUUUGUCAAGAUCAGUCAGCCCAAGAAGAGGGCAGAGACUCUCAUGUUUUCUAACAAUGCUGUCAUUUCUAUGCGGGAUGAUAAGCUUUGCCUCAUGUUCCGGGUGGGCGAUCUCCGCAAUUCUCACAUCGUAGAGGCCUCCAUAAGGGCCAAGCUCAUCAAGUCCAGGCAGACCAAAGAAGGGGAGUUCAUUCCCCUAAAUCAGACGGACAUUAAUGUGGGUUUUGACACCGGGGAUGACCGCCUCUUCCUGGUGUCGCCACUCAUCAUCUCCCAUGAAAUCAAUGAGAAGAGCCCUUUCUGGGAGAUGUCCAGGGCACAGUUGAAUCAGGAAGAGUUUGAGGUGGUAGUCAUCUUAGAAGGCAUGGUAGAAGCUACAGGCAUGACUUGCCAGGCCCGCAGCUCUUAUAUGGACACUGAGGUUCUUUGGGGCCACCGCUUCACGCCAGUCCUCACCCUAGAGAAGGGCUUCUACGAGGUAGACUACAAUACCUUCCACGACACCUACGAGACCAACACACCCACCUGCUGUGCCAAGGAGCUGGCGGAGGCCCAGCGAGAAGGGCGGCUCCUUCAGUACCUCUCCAGCCCCGCCCUGCUAGGGGGCUGUGCCAAGGAGGGAUUGGGCCAAAGGGCAGAGGAAGGAGAGGAAGAAGCAGAGGGGCUGGGGAGAGCCAGAGAGACUAGCAGCUCUGUGUGACUCCUGUGCCCCAAGGAGAUGGAACAUAAUCUCCAGCCAGAAACCCCACAUGGACCCAAUGAGGCAAACUAACUGAGAUGGUUUGUGUAGGUGGCCAUGGAAGUGAUAGAGGCUCUGAGAAGAUAGGUAUUUUAACAAAACCUUCCCUUUCCCAACGUGAUGCCAUCCUGUGUACCAUGACACUCCUUACACCCGUAAGGGUCAUAGCUCUGCCCUCCCUUCUUGUCCCAAUUGAAUGACGUCUGGGGUCCAAGGAGAAAGUUGGGCUUUCUGCCUAUGGUUGUGAUGUAUUUGCUCUUUGUUGCUCAGCCCCUCAUUUCUCUUCCCACUAAUUCUGGUACUUUCCCUGAGCUGAAUAUCCAGGCAGCCUCAUAAAAGGAUGCAGGCAUUGCUGAAUGGCUGAGGUGGGAGUGGGGUGGUGGGAAGGGGCAAGAGGCACUUCUGCCCUGAGGCCCAUUAGGUGUUGAAUUCCCAAAGGAGACAUCCCCUCCCCUCAGAGAAGGAAGCAUUCUUUAUCUGGGGGCUUUUGCCAUUUAGUGGGGCUGGCAUUGAAGAAAGAAUAUUGCCCGAGAUCUCUGUUACUAGUGUGUUGGUUUGGGUUUGUUUUUCAAAUGUAGCCUAUUCACUCUCUUAGAAGUUACUAAUCAAACCUGGACCUAUGUCCUAGGAAAACCAGACUAGGGCUGUCAGAUCAAGUUUGGUUUUUAUUAGCAAUUUUAAAAAGCAUAUUCUUUAUCAUACUGUGCUCCUCAAAUCUCCUACAGGUCAAGGAACACCAGACACUGUUUCUGUCACAGAAUACUUUUGCCUAAGGAACUCAAAACACUUCUAACUUUCACCUUGUUUUUCUUUUAUAUACCAGAGUGAGGCUAAGGUGAGAGCUGAAGAAAGUGUGGUUUAUAGACUUAGUAUUAAAGCUGGGAGGGCAGAGAUAAAAAGGGAAGGUGGGAGACAGAGGGGAGGAAAGAAACUAUAGAUUAUUUUUCAAACAGCCACCUGCAAAACUUAGUUCCCAGGCUCUCCUGAUUCCCAGUUCAGUAGCCCUUCUAUUUUUAGGGCCAAUCAUGACAUGUAAGGGGAUAGUCAGAGGUAACCUUUUCACUAAAGCAAUUAGUAUCUCUAGGGUAAGCCAAGUGGCCCGGUUUAAGUUACUAACAGUGUUGAAAGAGUGCCAAGGCUUCAGCAAUGGUCCUGUGAGUGGACAAGUGGAAAUACUAGGUACCCAUUUGGUGUCAAAAACUAACCUCAGGUUUCACACUCAAAAGAACCUGUGGCCUUUUGAUUAGGAGUCCUACUGCCCUGUCUCAUGCUGGCAAAGUGCUGGCCUUAGGGGUAGAGGGGUGGAGAGGAAGGGCCUGAGGCAAGGAAACACUAGGAAGGAAAAGGAGAAGGGCUCACUCUCUCUUUCACAUGCUCUCUCCUCAUUCCUCAUGGGAAAUGUGAGAAGAACUAGGGACCCAUGGGGAGAUGGGAGGUGAGACGAUAUAAACAGGAAAAAAAAUCUCAAAAAAAAUUACCUUUUCUAAGAACUUAGCUAUUUUUUGUCUGAAGGUAUGGGGAGAGUACAGAUAUUACAUAUAACUCAUGGAGAUUAUUUAGUGGAUGAAAUCUGGAAGGUGAGAGGGAAGGUGUAUGGCUUUUGUCUGUCUAACUGGAUGGAGGGAGAGGAAGAAUUCUAAUUGGCUAACCAGACUUGGAAGAAAAUUUUACCAAAGCUAUCAGGGAUUCAGAAUUCUCUUCAGCCUCCAAAAUUUACAAUGGUCCUACCCACACUUGUCAUUUGCCACCCUGUUCACUAUCUCUUCCCCUGGUUAGCAUUCCCCUUUACUACUAAGCUGUAGGAAGGAAUUCAGACAUCUUAAAAAGCCAGAUUUCCUUCUCAAAGAGGGUGUGCAAAUUAAGCCAAAAUGGAGUAGAAAGUAAGAAAAUAAGGCACAGGGGAUUCAAUUUCUCUUAUAUCUUCUGCCUGAUUUCUAUUAGGCCUAAACUAUGCUUCUCAUCAGUCUGUUGUCUAGGUGGCAAACAAUGCUGCUGCACUCCUCUUCUGGCCUUGGAAUACAUAGUCCUUUCUCCACUCCCAGCUCUCAUACUUUCCUGGUCCUCUCAGCUCUGCUUCUGGACUGUCAGAGGUCCUGAGCAAAGAGGAGAGCAAUAAAGUUCCCUGCUAGACCCUAAGGCUCCAUCAGGCUAUGGGCAAGAUCACAUGCCCUGGCUAUGUGGUGAUAUGCUGCUAUGAUUCUUCUCCAUAAAACUUACCAGUAACAUGGAAACUGCCCUCAACCUCCCAAGAAAACAAUAAUAACAAAUCAUAUGUACAGAGUACUUCAAGGCUUACAAAACACUUUUCUUACCAAAACUACAUAAACAGGGUGUAGGGUUUUCUGGUUUUUGUUAACUGUGUCCUGACUCUGCAAAUAUUUGGGAAAAGCCCUGGAACCUUUUCCUGAAAGGUGGGACAUAAAAUAGAAGAGCCGUAGUAAAGAGAGGGAAUGAUGAGGGCAACAUGGCCUUUGACAAGCCCCACUCCCACCUUACCCCUCACAAAAUAGAAAUUCUAGUACUACCACCUCUUACAUGUGAAGCUUUGACCUCAUAGCUUCAAAAUUGAGAGAAUGUAGCUCUCUGCAGUCUGCAAUAGCUUGGUGGCUUUACAAACAUAAACCAUGGAUUUCAAUAUUCUCGUGGUCCCAAGGUAUUACCUGGUUUAUUACAAUCUGAAAGUUUCAGAAGCUAACCCCUGGCCUUGGCCUCUGUAUAUUGGAAAUUACCUGUGGUAGAAGGAUUUACUACCUGUGAUAGACGGAUUGGAUAUUUUUUUUCGAAUAGCUCUGAAGAAGUAGAAUACUCCUUAACCUCCCUCUGGUCUCAGUUUCCUUAUCUGCAAAAUGAGAUAUUAGACUAGGCAAUGUAUUUUUAUUUAUUUUAUUAAAUAUUUCCCAAUCACAUUUUAAUCUGGAUGGGCCAGACAGAAAUUUUGCAGCCUUGUGAGUCUGACACCUCUGCAUCUUAUGACUUGGGUUUGAAAUCCAACUUUGCUAAUUGCUACUCUUGUGAUCUUGGGCAAAUUACUUCAUCUCCCUGGACAUUGGCUUCCUCGUUUGUAAAGUGAGAGUCCUUUCAAGAUUUCACAUUCUAUGCUCCUGAAGAAUCAAAGAACACUCCCACCUCCAGUAAGCUUCAUAUAUAACCUUAAUAACACAAACACUUUUAACAAAUACUUAUUAAAUGCUUGCUGUGGAAUUCAAAGACAAGGUUGAUUCUUCCCUCAAGGAGAUUACAGUAUAGUAGAGAAACUAUGAUGCAUAGACCAAUAAGUAUGAUAAAAGGUAGCGAAUGAUUCAGACUUUUUUUUAAAAAAGAAGAACUCCAGACAAAAUACUUUAGGAAAAUUAGAGAAGUGGAAGAUCACUUAAUACUUAGGUUGAACAGAGCCAAGUAGAGAAAGUUCUUAUCAUUUUGGCAAGUACCAGCAGAGAUGAGUGAAUAUUUAUACACAUUUCCUAUCUACGACCAGCAACCUUUCUCCCACACAAUAUCCCUCUACCUUACAGUGUACUAGAUUUCUCUGGUAUGAGAUAAAAAUCAUAGAGAUCUAAACAUACCCUUAAACAAUCAUUUCCUGAAACAGCCUCAGCCCCAGCCCAAGAAUCACGGACAGGUGCUCAGAGAAUAACACAGAAACUAAUGAGUUGAGCAUUAUGGAAGGUCAGGAAUAAAAGGAGUCCAUAUCUUGUGAUUAGGCAGCUCCAAUUAAGUUGGUCAUUUUUACUAAGCCUCAGUCUUGAUCCACCUGCAAUGUUCUCCCAGUGGCAGGAUAAUUGGGAAAUACCUUUUUUUUUUCUAGUCUCUGGGGAAUUAAUGACUUGUGAAAGGCAAUUAGAUGGGAAAGAAUGGGCUUUCUGGGAAAGGAGUCAUUCAUCCUAUCUGACUUGGUUUUUGCUGGAGAAGUCGCUGAAAUCGAUGUGUCAACUCUUGCUUUGCCUAUGUAGGAUUUUUUCAGCAUGCUUAUUAAAGAAAGAAAAUGCCAUUCUGAUGGCUGAAAAUCCAUCACAAUGAAGUGGAUCUGAUCCUCCAAAACUGUUACUUGUUAUAAACAGGCAUCCACUUACAUUACAUUUCAGUUCCUACACUUCAGACAGGCUUAAUGCUCUUGCUCUUUUAAUAGUUUAAAAGAAAAACAGUCAGUGACAAGGCACUAUUGUGAAACUAAGGUCAGAAAGUGGUUGGGGAAAUGAAGAAAGAGACUAGUGAUUAACACAAUUAUGGGGCAAGAGGUUGGAUCCAACUCUGAACCUGGUAUUGGGUCAGAGCUCAGCCUUUGUACAGAAAAUCAAGGGGAGUGUUAGUAACUAUGGAGAUAAUUCAGGCUAUGGGGAAAAAAGUCCAACACCAGUGCUUCAUCAUGUCAUGAAAGUGACCCUUAACUCUUGAAGGAUGUAAGCCCUGGACAAUUUUAUAAAGUUCAGACUGAGAUGCUUUCAAAAGACCAACUUACCUAAACAUGGAAAGGAUUAUCACUAGUAGACCAACCAUCAAGUGAAGUCUUUGGUAAGAUAAUCUCAUAUAUGACCAAUUUUACUAAAUAAUUCAUAGGAAAAAAAUUCAUUUUGAGAGACCUUAAGUAUUUGUAACUAAAAUCUGAUCACUCUGAAGUGGCAAAUAACUAGUUUAUUCAGAUUGGACAAUUCUGUCAAAAGAAAAAUCCACUUUGGGAAUAGUCUGGAAUAGAAAGUUGUCUAGAGAGAAGGGUAGAGUUGUAAAAUGAACAGAGGUUGGACCUUGGAGUCAGGAAAACUUGGGUUCAUAUCCCUGGCCUUUGGGACAUACUGACUAUAAAAUCAUGGGCAAGUCAUUUAAUAUCUCAGUACCCUAGACAGAGGUAUAUGAGGUGUUUAGGGAGGACUAGCAACCUCUGGUAUGAGGACUUGCUGAGCCCUUUUCAGAGCUGCUCAUCUACCUUUGGUGGCCAUCUUCAUUCAACUCUCACCUGUGGCUCCAAAAAGUUAUAGCAUAUGCAGUGGCUAAAUCCUGGUAAAAUCAUCUUGGCAGAUGGGCUAAACCAAGUUGAGGGUAAUCCAUAGGGCUCAAACCGGUCAGUGAGUUAGAAGGGUAUCUACUUCAAGUAUGUGAACACUUCCUCGGUGGAAUGGUAGGAUGAGAAAAUUUUGUUCCAAUGGCCAUGAAGGUGGCUGAAGCAAGCAUUGUGGAGCUCUUAGAAUUUGGUCAGACAUCAAAGACGCCAAGAUCAUCUACAUGGGCCAUUGUCUUGCAAUUGGAUUUUGGUGACUCUGGAGGAGAAGGUGAGGCUGAUGACUUUGUACAACUCUGCCUCACUUAAAUCCAAUUCAUGUGUAAGUCUAGACAUUAUCCUGUGAAGUCAUUAGGACUCUUUGAAAAUGAAGGAUGAACAACAACACCCCAAACAACUCUCUAAAUAAAAGGUUCUUAACCUGGGAUUCACAGAUCCCUUUCAGGAGCUCUAUGUACUUGGUUAGGGGAAAAGAUACAUUAUUAUUUUGACUAACCUUUGGUUUCCUUUGUAAUCUUAUGUAUUUUAUCUUAUGCAUUUCAAAACAUGAUUCUGAGGAGUCCAUCAGUUUAACCAAACUUCCCAGGAAGUCCGGGGUCACAAAAAAGGUUAAGAAUCCCUGAUCUAUAUCAACUUUGUUAUGUUAAUCAAAUUUCUGUGUGAUUGUUAACUUUCCCCUUCAUUUUUGGACUGUGUAGACUCCACUCAAGUCUCAUCUUUCCAUUCAGCAAAGUGGUCACUAGUACCAAGCUCAUUAAAGGGACUAUGAAAUUUAACAUUUGCAAAGUACUUAGAGAUUCUCCAAGUUAAGACCAAAGCUUCAUGUGGAAAAUGUCAUCAGGAGGGGAGAAUUUGAGAUCGACUUUUUAAUUUAUGAUGGCUAUAUAAAGGCAAAUUUCAAGCUCAGAUUUACAAAAGAUCAAGUUAGCAAAAGACCCCUAUUUAAAUGGCACCAAAACUAGAAACCUUUUCAAUAAGUUAAUUAGUCUGGCCUAGUCCUUUUAAAGUUGAGAAAAAUGGGAAGGGGUGGGGAAUGAAUAUUUUAAGUUGCAAAGAAACAGACCUUCACUGAAGCAUGGACAAUUUACAAUGUCUGGUUCAACUAUGCCCCCUCCCCCUCAUCAGCUCAACACAAAUGACAUUUGUUUCACAAGCAUAUUGGCACCACCCCUGACAUGGGCUGAAAACAGGUGGAGAGCCUUUAAAUUAGCAUUAGACAAACACAGGGGUAAUAUCAGAGAGGAAAUGGCCUUCAUGGAGGUGAGCAUACAAGGCCUAGUUAAAGAAACUGAAAGUUUUGUAAGCAGCCAUCUGUUUCCCCACAACAGACAUGGUUAUUCCCUAGGGCUUACCUUCUAAAACUCUCAUAGAGUUCUACUAGGCCUCCUAAGCAUGUUACUGAAAGAGAAUGAAUUUCACUGCGUCCCAGUGAAUCUACACACCCUGAAUAAAAAGCUCCCCCUAAUAGAUACAUCUGAUCCCUGAAGAAUUCACUGACCAAAUUCUAGGCUGGCUACAAAGACCUUGCAUCAACCCCAAUCAUUAACUCUCCAGGAGAGAAUAAUGGAAAUCUAAAGAUUCCUUUUGCCAACUAGCUAUUUUAUUCACGCCAUUCAAAUAAUAAGUAUGUAGAACUUUAUAUUAACAAGACAUUUUUACAUACAUUGAUUACCUUUAUCCUCAUGGCAAUCUUUCAAGAUAGAGAACGAAAGAAAGAAAGAAAGAAAGAAAGAAAGAAAGAAAGAAAGAGAAGCAAGAAAGGAAAGGAAGGAAGGAAAAAAGGAAGGAAGGAAGAAAUAGAUAGUAAAAUGCUAAGCUACAAGAGACUGUAGAAAUUACCUAAUCCAACUCUUUUAUUUGAGACAUAAUGCAAAUUAAAAAGGUAAAGUAAUGUUUAAGAUGACAUAGCAAGCCAGAUCUAGAAUCUAAGUCUCUGGUCUAUUGGCAUAGAACCCCUUCCAAUAGACCAGACUGAUUCUAUUUGACAGAUGAGGAAAAUGAGACUCAGAGAAGUUAACCAAGGUCAUAUAACAAGUGCUUGAUGGAGACCAGAGUCAAACCCAGGUCUUUCUGAUUCUAAAUCCAGUGUCCUUUCUACAGGUUAGACCAUGCUCCCUAAAGGUAAUUGCUCCCCACCCCCAAUUUAGAACAAAGUUUCAAUUCACUGAAGAAGAAUUUGGUGACUCUCUGGCAACAUUAGUGAAGAAAUCCAAAAUAUUCUUCCUAAAAUAGAUUUGUCUAGAGUAAUUUUAUAAGAGUUUCUAAGGACCAUGACCUGUAUUCCUCUAAUCAGAAGCCUAGUUUAAAGGUAGGUAAGUUCAGAAAUUCAGACUUCUUUGGGGUAAUGAUGCAAUCAGCUAGAAAGUAGUCAUGUCCUCUGUGUGUUUGCCACGCGUUUGUCUCCAUGAAAUGGAAAGCAAAUGUCACUGUCAUAUUCAAAACCACCAUUGAAAUAAAACAUGAUGCUAAGGGAA
Molecule: messenger RNA, 9340 nt
Organism: Phascolarctos cinereus (koala)
Lineage: Eukaryota; Metazoa; Chordata; Mammalia; Diprotodontia; Phascolarctidae
Source: RefSeq, a predicted model, not a curated record